GGAGAGUGUCACAGUAAUGUUAGGUUGGCAUGGGUGGAACCGCCUCAGGUGAACUAUCUAUCUCUGAGUCACUGAGCUCCUGCCCAGCUCUUGUGAGGCAGCGACCGCUAUCAGAAACCAACAACUCAAUCGACAUAAUACUACACAGAAGAACCAGCCCUUUGGCAAACAACUGCAUCCACCUUUUCACUGUUCAAACACGGGCAGCACGGUAUUGCGUUUGAUCCGUAUCGCAGAAAACACAACAGCCAUCCGCCCUGUCAAUGCAUCCGAUACAGAUGACAAUAACAAAGUGUUACCCUGAGGAAUGAAUACAAUGUCUGCCCCAGACACGGUAUAGGUGCUAUCGCUUUCUGUUUUGCUCGCCGUUAUCGCGCCCUACUUUCUCAUUAUCGCCUUUCUUUUGAGGAGGGAAGGCGGUGGUGUUGGACGUGGUCUUACGCAACAGCGAGAAGCGGGGAUAAAUACGAGCUGCACUCGGGCCGGGAGACGAGAGCAAAGCAAGGAACUGGGAGAGCACACUGGAACCAGUCCGCUGAAGACCACACCGAGACCCAGACGAAGACCAGACCACGACCCACCUGAAGACUAAACUAAAAACACAUCCACCUCAAGGCCAGACCAAGGAGCCCGUGACCACAGCGACCCGAGGAGAAGACCCAACGGACGUCCGGCAGAGAACCAUGGAGCGCGCCUUCCUCCUCCUGGCGGUGGUCGUCGCCGGCGGCCUGUGCCAUGAAAACAACACGUCCUGGGGCCGCGGCGCCAGCCUGGCCGUCUGCCAGCCUGACAGCUGCGCCCUGAUCAGCGAGCUGUCCGCCCUGCGCGAGCGGAUGGACAGCGUGGUGCGCGUGCAGGACGACCUGCUGGACACCGUGCGCACGCUGGUGAAGGAGGCGGCCGCCAGCCAGGCCCAGCAGGGGGUCAGCAGCCGCGAGACGCUGGAGCUCCGCAAGCUGAACCAGGAGCAGGGCCAGGAGCUCAAGACCAUGCGGGCCAGCAUGCCGUCGGCGGCGCCCCGCGUGGCCUUCUCGGCGGCGCUGGGCGACUCGGUCGGCCCCUUCGACCACGACACCACGCUCAAGUACCAGCGCAUCCUCUCCAACAUGGGCAGCGGCUACAACCCGGCCACGGGCUCCUUCACCGCCACGGUGCGCGGCGUGUACUACUUCAGCUACACCAUGUACAACAACAACUCGGGCCAGCCUAGCUCGGUGGUGUCCAUGAUGAUGAACAGCCAGAGGAUGGUGUCCACCUGGGACACCGAGGGCGACGACAGCCACGACAGCGCCACCAACGCCGCCGUGGUGCAGCUGGAGGCCGGCGACAGCGUCUACAUCCUGCUGUACGCCAACCGCAUGCUCUACGACGACGGCUACUACUACAACACCUUCAGCGGCUUCUUGCUCUUCCCCAUGUGAGGCCCCGGCGGCCGUCUGGUGAGGUUUGAGGGCGGGGCCAGUGGGAUUGGCAGGACUUGAUGGUGAUUGGUUGAAAGCAGGGGUUGGCUGGAUUCGAUUGUUGUUUUGACAGAAAUAUAUAUUUUUAUAGAUUUGCAAAUGAUUAUUUUCCUGCCUCUUCCUGAUCCUUUAAUACAAAUAAAAUAAUAUCUAAUAUAUGACAUUACCACUGUGUGAUGGUUUGAGUUCUUUACAGAGAGAGAGAGAGACA
This is a messenger RNA of Gadus morhua (Atlantic cod), 1671 nucleotides long. Its product is annotated as complement C1q-like protein 2. The coding region runs from base 684 to 1421 and encodes 245 amino acids. The record is from RefSeq and is a predicted model, not a curated record. NCBI's taxonomy places the organism in Eukaryota, Metazoa, Chordata, Actinopteri, Gadiformes, Gadidae. The transcript has a single exon. Gene Ontology annotation, molecular function: protein binding.